Messenger RNA from Microstroma glucosiphilum, 4944 nucleotides. RefSeq names its product ARM repeat-containing protein. The record is from RefSeq and is a predicted model, not a curated record. Gene Ontology annotation, cellular component: nucleus; condensed chromosome, centromeric region. Gene Ontology annotation, biological process: mitotic chromosome condensation; mitotic cell cycle; meiotic chromosome condensation. Lineage: Eukaryota; Fungi; Basidiomycota; Exobasidiomycetes; Microstromatales; Microstromataceae. The coding region runs from base 125 to 4735 and encodes 1536 amino acids. The transcript has a single exon. Gene Ontology annotation, molecular function: histone binding.
CCUCGACGUGCUCCCCUCGACCCACUAGCAGAGCCAGCCUCGAUACAUCCUCCCCUUCGGCGCCUACCUGUCUUCUCUGAUCUAGCGCGCGCCUCCCUACAUCGUCCCUCUGGCGUCAGCCGCCAUGGACGACUCACCCUUCCGUACCUACACACACUUCGACCUCGCGGCAGAGCUCGAUGGUCUGGACGCCGUGGCUCCGUCCUCGUACCGCAUCUCUUCCGAUGAGAUAGACGUCUCAACGCUCUCCACAGCCGAGCAAAAUGCUCUCCUAAACAACCUCAUCGAUCAGCUCGCUCUCACUAGGCCAGAGGAGCUACCUAGAGAACAGGACCUCUGGAAUAACCUGCGCACGGUGCUCAAGUACUUCGAGAACCUUGAGGACAAUGCCAGGAGUAAAGUCGCAGAUGGUAUCACCUCUGCCUUCUCGCAGCUAGUCGCAGCGAUCAAGAGAGAUGCAGAGCUCGUCAGCACAGGCCACCGGACUGGGACCAUGCUCGAUGACAGUGAUGACGAAGAUGGCUACACGCCCGAGGAACUACGGAAGAUGUAUUGCGAACCUCUUGAGAUGUGGGCGUUCCUGGUAAAUUGGUUGCUUGUCAUGGCAGAUCAUGUAGCCAACACGACGUCGGCGUCGGGGUCUGGCGCAGGCGCCGCUGCACCGAAGUCGAAAGGCAGAGGAAAGAAGGCAACGUCUGGAGGUGCAGGCGGUAGCUCGAGCUCCCCAUCAAGUUUCCCCUGGAGCACGAUUCUCCUCCCAUCGCUACUGCAAGUCACCUCGAACUUCCUUCAGGUGUUCCCUUCCAAUCUCUUCUAUCCCCUGCCGACGCCCCGCGAGAGCAUACUUUCUGCUUUUCUGCGACCCAGUCUCGCACUCCUCGAUCGCGAGUCCAACUUGAAAGCAAAUGCCGAUAUCAAGACGCACGUCUUCAGCAUCACAUGCUUGUCGGUCAAGCGUCAUGGUCAAGCCCAAACAGUCCAGCCAUUGCUGCUUCAGAUGCUGCAAUACCAUGACCAUCUGCCUGAGGCUGUUGCUCAGCUGCUCACGGUGCUUCGCCUCGAGUACGACUCUCCUCGACUUGCAGAAGAGCUACUGGUAGAGAUUGCAAACCGAGAGUUCUCCUCAGGCGGCGGCGGAUUGGCAAUGACGGCCAGCAUGGAGAAUAAAGUCCCCCGAUCUUUCGCUCGCUUCCUUGUCGCCUUCACAGAGACGAACCCACGGACCACUUUCAAGACAAUCCCUCUUCUCCAGAAGCUCAUCGACUCUGAAGCAUACCCUCUACGAAACGCUCUCGUCGAGAUCUUCUAUCUGCUCAUCAGAGAUUUAGUACUGACAGAUGACCAGUUGCCAAACACUGCCAGUCAAGGGGGAGGCCGUGAUGCCGAUGCGUCUGUAGCGCACGCAGAUGACGAGGCCCGAGAGACUUCGGAAGAGGUGCGCACGCGCCAGAUUGAAGGCUUCUGGAAGAUCCUGAUGGAACGCUUUCUGGACGUCAACUCCUAUGUCCGAGUCAAGGUCCUCAACAUCUGCACGAGACUGUGUGAUCUUCCCGCUAAGUUCCCUGCGCAGAGGACACGGCUGUUGUCCCUUACGCAAAGGGCGCUCAAGGACAAGUCAUCAUCUGCAAGGAAGGCAGCUAUCACCUUACUUGCGCGAUUGGUCCUGACUCACCCAUACGGCCUCAUGCACGGAGGAGAGCUUGAGGAGAGAGUGUGGAGGACUCGAGUAGAGGAGAUCCAAAAGAAGAUGCAGGAGCUUGGUGGCAGCAUAGAAUUGCCCGUUGAGGAAGAGGGGGAAGACCUCGAAGGAGAUGAGGAGGAGGAGGAGCAAGACGACGCUGAUGAGACAGAGGCUGCCGAUGCGACAGCAAAGCGACGACCUCGCAAGUCAGCAGGCCGCAAGUCCAUCACUGUUGAGCAGUUAUCCGCGCAACUCUCGCCUCAAGACCUUGAGAUGCUGAACCGUCUUCGCCUCACAUAUCGCUACUAUGCUGAUGCACUCUCGUUCAUCGAGUCUCUCUCCACUUCCAUGCCUACUCUGGAGGAGCUUCUCUUCUCCUCGAACAAGGGUGAAGCCUUGGAAGCUAUGGACUUCUUCCGCAUUGCUGCUGAGUACAAGCUUCCUGGCGCCGAGCAAGGCAUGCGAAGAAUGGUACACCUGGUCUGGAUGAAGGACAAUGUCAUGGUUGAGCCUACUGCAGGUGGAGUCACUGGAGCUGCUGGCGCUGAAGAGCGAGAUGGCGGCGCUAGUGGACCAAGCACCGCACCGAGAAGUAUCAAGGGGCGUCUAGUCGAAGUGUACACCAGCUUGUACUUCUCCCCUCUGGACCAUCUGAGCGAGAAGGAGAACAUCGGACUUAUUGCCCGCAAUCUGGUUCAGCGUACUCAAGGUGCCACCCUUGCCGAGCUCACCUCGCUAGAAGAGCUGAUCUCGACCAUGAGCGGGGAGAAGCUGAUCCCCCUCGAGGUGGUGGAUCGACUUUGGGCAGUCUAUGCCACUCCAGCUGGCAAGAAGAUUCAGAGGAGUCAACGAAGAGGUGCUAUCAUCAUCCUGAGUAUGCUUGCCGCAAGCCGUAGGCAGAUCGUUCAGGACAAGAUCGAUGUGCUCCUCGGCGUCGGCCUCGCACCAUUGGGCAAAGCCGACCCUGUCCUUGCAAAGUGGACUGCAGUUGCUCUCGGCAGAGUGGGCGGGUCCGCUAAGAAGGUCAAGGGUGCUCUCUCUGAUCAGCGUACCCGCUUUCCCAUGACCCAUCCCAUGUUCGCCAAGCUGCGGGCCGCUGUCCUAUCGGCUGGUCUCGCCGACGAAGCCGGCAAGGAAGACAAGAAGGGCGAAUGGUUUUCACUCGCAGAGAACUGUAUUCAGGUCAUAUACGAGCUCGGAGAGCAGCCUGACCGUCUGUGCGGUGACAUUGUCAAGUGGUUCAUGCUGCAAGUCUUCGGCGCAAAGGAAGGGGAGACGAGGGCGGGUCGAGCUUCUUCUCCAGGAGACGAAGAGAGCCAACAGCCCAACGUGAGCUCCUCUCACCCCGCUCUCGGCUCUUCGGCAUCGGCCUUCCUCCUCGCACAGAUGGUUUUCGUCGUUGGACACGUGGCUCUCAAGCAGAUCGUCUACCUCGAAUCCGUUGAAAGGGAGUACAAGCGCAGAAAGGCAUUGCAAGACACGAUUGCCAAGGGAGGGGACGAUGCACCCGCCGUAACAAACGGCGGGCGCGGCAAGAAGACAGGCAAAGCGGGAGCCAAAGGCAAAGGCGCGGGUACCGACAAGAAUGCCGCGGAGGAAGCCGAAGGAGACGAGCUGGAGCAAGUGGCGGGAAAUGUCGAAGACGAAGUCGGCGAGACGAUGGGCCAAGUCCGAGAGGAAGAGCUGCUUUACGGUGGCCGGUCCCUACUGGCUCUCUUUGGACCCUUUGUCGUGCACAUUGCGAGCAACCCAAAGAGCUACACUUCGGAUCACUUGCGACGGGCAGCCGUCCUGACCUUGUGCAAGUUCAUGUGCGUCUCUUCCAAGUUCUGCGAGCGCCAUCUCGCCCUUCUGCUGCACAUCCUCAGCACUUCUUCGGACCCAACCACCCGCUCCAACGUCGUCAUCGCUCUAGGAGACAUUGCUGUAUCCUUUGGCAACCUGGUUGAUGCCGACUCGGAUCGACUCUACGCUGGGCUGAACGACAAGGAUCUCGGGGUGAAGAAGCACACACUCAUGGUGCUGACCCACUUGAUCCUGAACGGUAUGAUCAAAGUCAAGGGUCAAUUGGGAGAGAUGGCCAAGUGUCUCGAGGACCCAGAGGCGCGUGUGUCCAACCUUGCCAAGCUCUUCUUCUCCGAGCUGGCGAUAAAGGAGAAUGCAGUCUACAACAACUUGCCAGACAUUAUCUCUCACCUGAGUAUUGGCAAGCAUGCUGUGGACGAAGAGACAUUCGAACGCACGAUGCGCUUCAUCUUUACCUUUAUAGACAAGGAGAAGCAAGCCGAAAACGUCAUUGAGAAGCUCUGUCAGCGAUUCAGGCUGACCACUGCGGAGAGACAAUGGAGGGACAUUGCCUUCUGUCUCUCCCUUUUGCCAUUCAAGUCAGAGCGAUCGAUGAAGAAGCUGAUUGAGGGUCUGCCGUUCUAUCAAGACAAAGUACGCGAUCCAGACGUGUACAAGCGCUUCGUCGAGAUCAUCCAGAAGGCGCGCGGCUCAAAGGUUGGUGGCGGCGGCAGUGGCGGCGCUGGUAAAGCUGGUGCAUCUUCAACGGGUGUAUCGGAGACUGAGCUGCAAGACUUUGAGGCUGCGCUGGAGGGAUUCCAUCUCAAGGGGUCAGAGGAAAUGGAGUUGGAGAGGGGCGGACAGGCAAAGGCUGCCAAAGCUCAGGCCAAUGCGGCGCGAGCUGCUACUGGUAGGGGACGCGGGAGGGGUGCAGCGAGGGGGGGUGCUGCUGGACGCGGUGGGGCAAGGGGAGGAGGUGCAGGAGGAAGAUCGCGAAGGGGAAGGAAAGCAGAGAGUAGCGAGGAAGAAGAGGAAGAAGAAGAAGAGGAGGAGAAGGAGGAGCCUGCAGCUGCGGAUGAAGACGACGAAGAGGAUGAGGCACCACGAGCUAAAGGAAGGUCUGCUGCUGCUACUAGUGGUGGUAGACGGGGCGCUGCUGCUGCUCCUGUCAAGGCUACGCGGACAGCUAGGGCAGGCGCUGGGCGGAGGAGAGCCAUUGUGGAGAGUAGCGACGAGGAGGAAGAAGCAGAUGGCGACGACUCCUUUUGAUGCUGCUGGUCCAUUCUUCUUGCGUCUUCUACCAUCGCACUCGCUCCUAUAUCUGUUGUCCUCUAUACCUCGUCUACUUGUUGUAAGAUCACUAGUACCACCUUCAUCAGAUCUGGGACCGCCGAAUCGUACGUAUCAAGUCGAUCGCGUCACGUCCCGGCAGUGCUUGCGGUACAUCAUUUGCCCGCAAAUAGGCUUCCACUGUCGAG